UUCUAACCUUCCAGAUUUGAACAACACACGUCCAGAAAUAAUGUUUAUGCGGGGUUGAAUCUGAAUAUUAUCAAGAUUUAAACGCACGCUAAGGCCACAUUAAAGAAACCCUCCGCCAAUCCAGCACAACUCUUUCAACUCACUCACUCUUCGCGAGUGGGCGGUGAGGUCAUCGCCUACAAUAAACUAAUUAUUACCCUUUGAUUUUCAGGUCAGAUUGUGAUUAAAGAAGAAAUAAUCGUUGAAACGAUUUGAAUAUGAGAAAAAAAGCAAAUUGAUUAUUUCAAGUCGACGAUAUAAUUGAAUCUUUAACGUGGGAAUAUCGAUUGGAAAUAGCGUGCCGCUUCUGUAUUAAGUAAAACGGGACACUUAUCAAAUAUAACGAAGUUAAAACGAGGGCAAGAAUUCAAUAGAAAUUUUCUUUCAAAAUGAUAAUUAAUUUCUUAAUAUUUAUAAUUUUGGAAUUCACCCCGAUUCAUUCUUUAAAAUACGAUUGUAGCUCAACGGAAUAUAAUAGAUGCGUAAAAAUCGCAGAUCCUUUAGUCAAAGAGAUUCAUUUAAUUUUUCCCGAUAAUUUAGACGACGUCGAUCGCGUUUGCACCACAUGGAAUCAUUUAAUAAAUUGUCUUAGCACAUACACAGGGAAAUGUUUUACGUACCAAGAACGGAAUCAAUUCAACAAAGCUGUUCGAAGUUCGAUUGAGUCGGUGCAUCAGAUGUGCAACACCGAUUCGGGUUACCAAAAGGAAUAUUUAAGAUACGCCCCGUGCUUAAAAAGCACGAUAACCGAUCGCGAGCAUUGCGGGUAUGAAUAUAACACCUUGGUUAAUCAAGUUUCGAGGGGUGAUGACAUAUCGAGGGCGACUUUAUGCUGCACCCACGAGAAAUUUAAGAGAUGCGUUUCGACCGAAACGACGAAAUUGUGCGAUGGCGGGAUUCAAAAUGGACCGGCGACUAGGUUUUCAGGGCAAGUCAUUGAAAAGGCUUUGAGUUUUAUUCAAGAUCAAUGCUUCAAUUAUAUCCCAUCAAGUAAUAUAAAUUGCGAAAUUUUACUUCGAAACGAUUACUUCACCGAUUCAACAUUCCCGUCUUCAAUAACAACCACAAACAUACUCGCAAAAGAAUUACCACCAUUAAAUAAAAAAUCAACAAUAACUCCUUGGUUGCCUUCCACGAGCAUUCAAUUUACUCCAGUCGUUUCCGAGUCAUCAUCAGGCGACUCCAACGUUGACACAUUAGGUUCAAGAAGUAGACCGAGUUCUUACGGGCGUUCAAGUAGUUGGUCGGAUUUUAGCGAAACCCCAAAUUUCCCAACGACUAAUUUCGAGCAAUCGACUACUUAUUCGCCCGAUUUUUCAUCGAACGGAUGGGUCGUGUCGAAUUAUCCAUCAAAAACCGAUGAUUUCGAUGGUUUUUCAACUCAACAAGAUUCUAGAACGUUUUCGGAGGGGGCGUUCACAGAUUCGGAUCCAAAUUCGGUUCAAACUUGGUAUCCCGCAGCUGGGGAUCAAAUCGAAAAUGAAGUUGAGGAGCCGAAUCAACAAGGAUUGGUGAAGCGGCAUAAUGGUGGUGGGUUAAAAAUGCCGGUGAUAUGGGUUAUGGUGAUAACGGCGAUUUUAACGAUGAAAAUUUAGUAGGGUUAAGAUAAAUAAUUAAUUGUAAGGAUUAUAAAUAUACAUAUAUAAAGUAAUAUAUAUCGAAAUUAAACGUUAAAGCGAGCUUUAGGUUUAAAAAUGAAAGUUGUUACCAAAUUCUAGUACAAAAUUGUAUUUUUUUUAAAUAGUUACUUAUUGCACUAGUCAAUCUAAUUAAGUUUAAAAUAUUUACUUUUAAUUAGUGACAAGAUGUUCACCAGUCUACCAAGGAAAUAGUGUAUAAUAACGAAGAAGUUUUUAAUAAAAAUUAUUUAGUCUGAAAACAUUUAA
Messenger RNA from Onthophagus taurus, 1925 nucleotides. Lineage: Eukaryota; Metazoa; Arthropoda; Insecta; Coleoptera; Scarabaeidae. The record is from RefSeq and is a predicted model, not a curated record.